CAGCUGUUUUUCUUGAUGAUGAUUCUUUCACAAGUAGUGCCACAUUUUGUAUUCUCACAAUGUAUUUUUACAAAUUAGCGACUGGAAGGGAAGAGGUCGCAACGUAGCGGCUUCUUAAUGAACCGCGUUAUAAUCUGGACUGUCUCUGCCGAAUAAUCUCCAAUCGACAUGGAUGUGCAAAACGAUACAGAGUGCAAAAAUCAUGAUACUAGAAAUGGGUGUUUUUAUUCCAAUUAUCUUCAAUCUCCACAUCUUCCUUCAUUUGGGGGACAGUUUUCAGCAUUUCAAAAUUGGAAGGAUUGUUUAAAACGAAACGGUGAAGAAUUCCAUAUAAGUUUGGAGGAUCUAAAGAGCAAGGGAUUAUGGGAAACAAAACGUCAGCAGGCUAAAUCCGAGAAAAUUCCGAACCACGCCCAUGUCAAUCCAUUGAAAAUUGAGAAGAAAGCGAAUAGGGGACCCAACACCCCUACUUUUGGACAAUACUUGCCUGCAUUUGCUCCCGUAUUUGCUGGUUUGAUGCAUAGACGACGGAGAAGAGAAAACCGGCCCAGACGACAGAGGACGACGUUUUCCAACGACCAGACGGUCAAACUAGAAAUCGAGUACAACCGGACCGAAUAUAUCACCCGCGCCAGACGAUAUGAAUUAGCAGAAAUGUUGUGUCUCACAGAAAACCAGAUCAAAAUUUGGUUUCAAAACAGACGUGCUAAAGAGAAGCGGAUUGAAAAGGCUCACUUGGACCAUCAUUUGAGGAACCUUGUUAUCGGCAAACAGAGCAGCAACUUUCCUAUUCCAAGGUGUGCUAGUGACGGUGUCUGUGAAACAAGCAGGUGCUCGUGGGCGGAUCAUACACUUCCGGAGUCAGAAUCCUCCCGCGCCGUCACACUGAGAACGACAGAUGUGACGUGGACAAACAUUUAGCUGUGCUCCAGAUGAACUGUGAAAUCCUAGUUGAUGUACAUUUAAAUUUAUCGUAUUCAGGCUGUCCAGCGGCCCUAAAAUUCCUUUAAAAUAUCCAAAUUUUUUAGUUUUGCUAUUUCCUUAAAAAAUAGCCCGAAGACGCCCUUCCUGCACGAAGAGUAUUUGUUGUGAGUUUCUGGUCAAAUUUGCAAAGGUAAGACCAUUUAAAUAUCUAAAACUGCCUCAAUUUAUGUAUGAAAUUCCUAAUUUUAACCCUAAAUCUUCGUAAUUUUAUCCCUAAAAUUAGCCCUUAUUUUUUGUCAGAGAGUGCUGGACAGCUUGUGUAUUCGUACAACAGGUUUAUAAGAUUUAAAAACAUUCCAUUGGAAUUGAAA
Messenger RNA from Ostrea edulis (European flat oyster), 1295 nucleotides. RefSeq names its product homeobox protein Hox-B9a-like. The transcript is spliced from 3 exons. Bases 169 to 921 code for a protein of 250 amino acids. Gene Ontology annotation, biological process: regulation of DNA-templated transcription. The record is from RefSeq and is a predicted model, not a curated record. Gene Ontology annotation, molecular function: DNA binding; DNA-binding transcription factor activity, RNA polymerase II-specific. Lineage: Eukaryota; Metazoa; Mollusca; Bivalvia; Ostreida; Ostreidae.